AUGGGUAAAUCUAAAGCACAUCGUAUAAAGAAAAUCGCCGGGCCGAAAUCUUUCCUCGAGGAGCAAACGAACGAGGGUCGAGUGUCCAAGAAAUCGAAACAGCCCAAAAUUCGACUGCGUGCCGAAGAAAGCAACUAUGUUGAUUCGAAAUCAUCCAAGAAAAUUCUGCGGCAAGCUCGUAAACAACAGGCGGAGUUGAACUUUCUCGACAAAUCCUUCGGUCCAUCGCUGGCAGAAUCCACCUCGAUAAAACGACGACAUCGAUUGGAUGAUCGAGACUCAUCCGACGAAUCGGACUUGGAGGAUCGUAAUGAACCCGACAUUAGUGGAGAAAACUUGUACGACGAUAUUAAAAUCAGCGAGGAAGAUGAGCGUGCACUGCAAAUGUUUCAAAACAAAGAUGGUACGAAAACACGUACACUGGCCGACAUCAUUUUGGAGAAAAUGACUGAGAAACAGACCGAAAUUCAAACACAGUUUUCCGACAAUGCCUCGCUUAAGCUAGACGAAAUCGACCCGAACGUGCGUGAGAUGUACAAAGGUGUGCGGGAUGUUUUGAAGCGUUACCGUAAUGGCAAAAUUCCGAAAGCUUUCAAGCUCAUCCCUAAGCUACGGAACUGGGAACAAUUUCUGUACAUAACGGAACCACAGCAGUGGAGUGCAGCCGCAAUGUUCCAGGCGACGCGUUUGUUUUCUUCCGGUCUUACACAGCACAUGGCACAGCGUUUCUACAAUCUCGUACUGUUGCCACGUGUUCGCGAUGAUUUGGCCGAAUUCGGUCGUCUGAAUUUCUAUCUGUAUCGAUCGUUGAAGAAGGCACUGUUCAAACCGGCCGCAUUUAUGAAGGGUAUUGUGCUGCCUCUGCUAGAGGCAGGCGAUUGUACCUUGCGCGAGGCAAUCAUCAUCGGUAGCGUUGUCAGUUGCACCUCCAUUCCGGUGCUGCACACAGCAGCCUGUUUGUUGAAAAUUUGUGAGAUGGAGUAUUCGGGCGCGUGUUCUGUGUUUAUUCGUAUCAUUUUGGAUAAACGGUACGCACUACCGUACCGAGUAAUCGAUGCGGCGGUGUUCCAUUUCCUAAAGUUUGAACAGGAUAAACGUGAUAUGCCGACGCUUUGGCACAAUGCUUUGCUCACAUUCGCCCAGCGGUACAAAAACGAUAUUUCCUCCGAGCAACGUGAUGCACUAUUGCAUUUAUUGAAGAAAAAAUCGCACCCUAAAAUUACACCCGAAAUUCGACGGGAACUACAAGCUGCGCGAUGCAGAGAUGUAGAAGUUGGUCAAAGCUUAGCAUUGGAGGGCGAAAUGGAGUUCGAGGAGGAUAAUGAUUACGCACCUAUGGAUGACGAUGAAGUGGCACACGGAUCCUCCCAACGUGUAACAUUCUCAUCGAAAGCACAAACCGUAGAACCGUUGGAUAGCGAUGAUGAUGACGAGGAAGAAGAUGAGGAAGAUGAAGAUGAAGAAGAGUUGUAA
This is a messenger RNA of Anopheles marshallii, 1473 nucleotides long. RefSeq names its product bystin (gene bys). Lineage: Eukaryota; Metazoa; Arthropoda; Insecta; Diptera; Culicidae. Gene Ontology annotation, molecular function: snoRNA binding. The transcript has 4 exons. The record is from RefSeq and is a predicted model, not a curated record. Gene Ontology annotation, biological process: rRNA processing. Gene Ontology annotation, cellular component: nucleolus; preribosome, small subunit precursor; cytoplasm. Bases 1 to 1473 code for a protein of 490 amino acids.